AUGAGCCGAUCAUCUGUGCGCAGCCGCCGGCUCGUAUCACUGGUGCAAGCUACUGCCCUGCCGCCCUCGGCAUGCGCUGCUGCUGAAACAAUACCAACGCUUAACACCAACUUUAUAUGCACAGUUCUGCACACAAACAAAAUUGAGUUCGGCGUUCGAAACUCAAAAAAUUCGAAAAAUGUCAAAACGAACAAGCAAUUUUACAACGCGAAGCGCGCUACAGUGUUUUUCGCGCUCGGCACCGGCUUGUCGGCUGACUGCCGCAAACUCCGCGAAAAAUCAAUAGCCACCCCUAACUUGGACGCCGCAUGCGGAACUUGGCUAAAAACCGACACUCCUCACCCAUUUCCGUAUUAUGUAACGUUGUUAGAUAGAGAUGGAUGUAUUUUUCAUCUAUCACCCCUCGAACAUCCCUCUAUGGAUGGCCAAUCGUGCUCGCCGGAAAAUUAA
Pieris macdunnoughi is the source of this 450-nucleotide messenger RNA. The record is from the annotation of a GenBank genome assembly. Lineage: Eukaryota; Metazoa; Arthropoda; Insecta; Lepidoptera; Pieridae.